AUGCCUCCAAAUCUACCAGAAGAAUUCCCCACAACUAGCGCAACAGCAACAGCGACAUCGGCUUACACUGCAGUAGAUUCCUCAUACGCACCAAAGAGAAAGCCUUCACGCCGGGAUUAUAAUUAUAAUAAACAAGACUCGAAUCAUUCUAAUAAUACCCAUCAAGAAACAAAUAAUAAUAGAAAAAAGGGUACAAACGAUACAAUUGCUAAAGAUAUUACCUUUAAUAAUACAUCAAACACAAACAACUCGAAUUCCAACCACACUGCCGCAGAGUUCGGCAAUCUCCAACAAUUAUCACAACCAAUGGCAACUGCUGCUAUCACUCCAACACCCUUGACCUAUUCGCCUAGACACAGGUCGAACACCAUCAACAAAUAUGGUGGAACUGUAUUUGGAGCUGCCAUACAGCACGAGAAAACCGGAAAUGGAAAUUCAAACUCUAAACAACUUCCUCCAACUCUUCCUCCACCUUCAUCUCCCAAUUCCUCAUCAUUAAAAUCAAAUCGAGAUUUAUUCGUCACAGUAGAAGACGAUUCAACUCCCGAUAUAACUCGAUCCUUCAUCUCGUUUCCGGAUACGUCAAUACCAAAGCCUACGCUCAACAUGUCAUCACCCGGUUUAUUGGUCCUUCUUACCCAAGCGAUUGCUUUGUUCUCGUCCUCUGUGAAUACUUCUCAACUGUCCUUGUUCUUCUCGUCUAUUACUUCUCAACUGUCCAUGUUCUUCUCGUCCUUUACAUCUUUCCAAUCCAUCAAAACCAUAAGAUUUAUUUUUCUCUGUAUACUCUGGUAUGCCUCAUCGGCAAUAACAAACAACAUUGGUAAAUCCCUUUUGAACGCAUUCCCUUACCCGGUCACGCUCACAUGGAUACAAUUUGGCUUUGUUUCGUUGUAUUGUCAUAUACUCGGUCGGCUAGGAUUCACAAGGAUUCGAAGGUUGACAGUGGAAAUUCUUAGAGAGACUGUGCCGUUGAGUGGGUUUCAGAUUGUCGGUCAUGGGUUCUCGAGCGUAGCUACUAGCCAAGUACCCGUUAGUUUUGUGCAUACGAUCAAGGCUCUGUCGCCCCUCUUUACAGUCACCUUUUAUAGAAUCAUUUUCGCUGUAACAUACUCAUCAGCCGUAUACUUUUCUCUCAUCCCUCUUACCAUCGGUGUCAUGCUUGCGUGCUCUGUGACGACAUCGUCCUCUUUCAUUGGCUUUCUCUUUGCAAUGGGAUCGACAGUAAUUUUUGUUGCUCAGAACGUGUUUUCCAAGACGCUGCUGCGGAGACCGGAUAUGCCUGGAGAAGAGAAAUUGGACAAGCUGAAUUUGAUGUUCUUUUCAAGUACCAUAGCUUUCGUACUGAUGGUACCAAUAUGGGCUUGGUAUGAAGGCUUUGCAUUUGGUGGAUUUCUUCUUUGGGGUGGGGAUCUGGGUGUAAGCGCGAGCGUUUCUGCCUGGACAAUACUCUUUUACUUUUUUUUGAACGGUACAACUCACUUUUUCCAAAACACGCUCGCAUUCAAUAUUCUUGAGAUUACUUCGCCAGUUACAUAUUCGAUCGCUUCAUUGGUUAAGCGAAUUUUUGUUAUCACUGCGAGUAUAAUAUGGUUUGGACAAAAGACCACAUUUAUUCAAGGAGUUGGAAUCCUUUUAACAUUUAUUGGGUUGCAUUUAUAUAACCGAGCAAAAGGGGAUGUAGACAAAAAGGAGAGAAAGGUUGCAAACGGAGGGGAGAGGUUACCGAUGACGAGAAUGAGAUCGAAAUCGAUCAAAUAG
Paraglomus brasilianum is the source of this 1761-nucleotide messenger RNA. The record is from the annotation of a GenBank genome assembly. NCBI's taxonomy places the organism in Eukaryota, Fungi, Glomeromycota, Glomeromycetes, Paraglomerales, Paraglomeraceae.